AUGAGCCGAGCAGUCCUUACCUCAGUUGAAUUUGGAUUAGGGCUCCUUCUAACUAACACUCAGUGUCUUGUUUCAUCUCUCCACUGCACACAGACUUCUGAAUGGGACUCCGAAUGCCUUACAUCCCUGCAGCCCCUUCCUCUUCCCACACCCCCAGCAGCAAACGAGGCACACCUGCAGACCGCAGCCAUCUCCCUGUGGACAGUGGUGGCAGCUGUGCAGGCAAUAGAGAGAAAGGUGGAGGUUCACAGCCGGCGACUCCUGCACCUAGAGGGACGGACAGGGACAGCGGAGAAGAAGCUGGCCAGCUGUGAAAAGACAGUGGCCGAUCUUGGGAACCAGCUGGAUGGCAAGUGGGCCGUGCUGGGGACCCUGCUGCAGGAGUAUGGGCUAUUGCAGAGGCGGCUGGAGAACUUGGAGAACCUGCUGAGGAACAGGAACUUCUGGAUCCUGCGGCUGCCUCCGGGUAUUAAAGGAGAUAUCCCAAAGGUGCCUGUGACAUUUGAUGAUAUCUCCAUCUACUUUUCCACCCCAGAGUGGGAAAAGUUAGAAGAAUGGCAAAAGGAGCUUUACAAGAAUAUCAUGAAGGGCAACUACGAGUCUCUCAUCUCCAUGGAUUAUGCCAUGAGUCAACCUGAUGUCUUAUCUCAGAUUCAACCCGAAGGAGAAAAUAAUACGGAGGACCAGGUGGGGCCAGAGGGAAGUGAGAUUCCCACCGACCCCAGUGAAGAGCCUGGCAUUUCAACAUCAGAUAUUCUGUCUUGGAUUAAACAAGAGGAAGAUCCCCAGGUUGGGGCCCCACAGGAGUCUAAGCAGAGUGACAUAUACAAGGGUACCUAUGCUGAUGAACAGCUGGUUGUCAAAGCCGAAGGCCUUGCCCGAGCCUCUCUGUGCCCCGAGGUUCCAGUCACCUUCUCUUCCCCACCUGCAGCAGCAGCAAAGGACACUUUCUCUGAUGUGGCUUUCAAAAGCCAGCAGCCUGCACCCAUGACACCUUUUGGACAUCCAGCCGCUGACCUGGCAGAAGCCUCUGAGGGACAAGUGACUUUCACUCAGUUGGGCAGCUACCCCCUGCCGCCUCCAGCUGGGGAGCAGCUGUUCUCAUGCCACCACUGUGGCAAGAGCCUCAGCCAGGACAUGUUGCUGACCCAUCAGUGUGGCCACCCUGGUGAGCACCCCUUAUCCUGUGCCCAGUGCCCCAAGCACUUUCCUCAGCAAGCCGAGCUGGGCAGCAACCCCCAGGCCCAGGCCAGUGAGACGCCCCCCACCUGCCCGCACUGCGCCAGGACUUUCACUCACCCGUCAAGACUCACCUACCACCUCCGGGUGCAUAACAGCACCGAGCGCCCCUUUCCCUGUCCCGACUGCCCCAAGCGCUUCGCGGACCAGGCCCGUCUCACCAGCCACCGGCGAGCCCACGCCAGCGAGAGGCCCUUCCGCUGCACGCAGUGCGGCCGGAGCUUCAGCCUGAAGAUCAGCCUCCUGCUCCACCAGCGCGGCCACGCGCAGGAGCGGCCUUUCUCCUGCCCGCAGUGUGGCAUUGACUUCAACGGCCACUCGGCCCUGAUCCGCCACCAGAUGAUCCACACGGGCGAGCGGCCUUACCCGUGCACGGACUGCAGCAAGAGCUUCAUGCGCAAGGAGCACCUGCUGAACCACCGGCGGCUGCACACGGGCGAGCGGCCCUUCAGCUGCGCGCACUGCGGCAAGAGCUUCAUCCGCAAGCACCACCUCAUGAAGCACCAGCGCAUCCACACGGGCGAGCGGCCCUACCCCUGCGCCUACUGCGGCAGGAGCUUCCGCUACAAACAGACACUGAAGGACCACCUGCGUUCGGGCCACAGUGGAGGCUGUGGGGGUGAGAGUAACCCAUCUGGACAGCCGCCUGACCCCCCAGGUCCUCUCCUAACUGGCCUCGAAACCUCCAGCCUUGGUGUUAAUACUGAAGGUCUAGAGGCCAAUCAGUGGUAUGGGGAGGGCAGUGGAGGGGGAGUUUUGUGACCCUCCCUCUCCAGGUGGUCCAUGCUCUCACCCAGGGCAAGAGAAAGGCCCACGAGCCCCUCCACCUCCGCAGUAAUCACUAUUGACUGGCACAUUGAUGCAUUUGGGGCCCUAUGCACUUGACUAGAGAUAUGCUUGCAUUUGGGGACUUUACAGCAUUACAGAAUCACAUUUUGAAACCCAGAAAAGCCUGGAAAGGAGCCCAGCAUCCCCUUCUUUUCAAAAAUGUGACCUUAGCAGAAAUUGCAGAGAGAUAGGAAAUCAAGAUUUGGCCUCUGGUAAUUCAUCACAGGGUAAUAGAUUGAGAAUGAUCACAGCCCCAGGUAGAAACAGGUGCAUAGGAAGAGCCCCCAAAGCUGGAAGCCCAUCUGAGGCAGAGCUGUUUCCCUGAGCCUUUCAUUAGCCCCCUGAUGGUAAGACAGUUGUCAGAAGACAGUGUGCAAGCCUCGUCCCCUUUCCUGCUCCUCCCAACACCUGCUAAAGUCCGCUCGUGUGCUAAUGGACUGCCUCUCCCCAAAUGACAGCUCAGUGCAGCCUUCCUAGGUUCCCUAGACUAACUCUUCUGAGUACAUUUUGUUAAAUAUUGGGUGAACAAAAAAUCUGACUUUAAAAGCUUCUCAAGAACAGCACUUGACUUUCAGCAGCUUGAUCUGCAGCAUUCAGCCUCACUGGCAUUUAAACUGCUGGAAACCUCUGCCGAGGCCCUGGUUAAAAAGUUGGGGGCAGUGUUCUCAGCCCCAAUUUAAAAGCUAGAGAUCCCAGAGAACAGCCUAACGUUUGUGCCCAAACCAUGUUUCUUGGAGUCACUUACUUCCAAUUUCUCCUUCUGGUUUACAGGCCAAUAAGAUGACUUUCCCAUUUCUGGUGUUUGAUAUUGAUAGUCCUGAGCAGAAAAGAUCACAGAUCUUUCCAUAAGCAUUACGGAGUUUCAGAAAGUGCCAGUGGACAUCCAGUUUUCGUCUCCUCAGUAGUGAGGUGCUAGUGUUAUAAGGCAGCUUUCUUAAGCCCUCAGAGUGUUUGCCCAUCUGGCCAUUCCCACAUUGGCAGUGGACAGAUUGGGGAACUUCACAGAUCACUGAGAGCUGAGCACCGGCCACAGACAGGGAUGGCCUCUUCCUGCUGGUUUUGAUCUGGGGAACCGUGGCUACCAUGUGUCCUUUUGUGGGGAAUCCUUCAGUCCCCUGGGAGCAUCUGAGCCUUGUGCUGCUCCUAAGUGGCUUUGUCAUUGGGUGUAAGUCCCUUUCUUUCCCUUUACAGAUCUCAGAUUUUUGUUUGGAAAAUGAGGCUGGGGAAAGAGAAAAAGUGAGCUUCUAAGAAAAAUUUUUUUUGUGUCUUGUGAUACGUUCUCUCUCCUGCCAAAGUCCUAUCUCUGUCUCUGGCUUCUAUCCAGGCAAAGCCAAAUAAGCAGCAAAAUCAAAGCAGAGACAUUCCUGCUGGAACUUGACUGAAGUCAGCCUGAUCUGUUGUUUUGCUCUUGCUUGGAGCCUGAGGGAAGGCAGAGCAUGCAGAAGCCCGAAGUCAGGCAGAAAGGCUGUUCAUACCCGCACUCUCUGUUUCCCCUGAGUCUUCCUGAGGUGCCUGGGGACAAGGUCUGCGGGUAGUUAGGACACUUUGCUGAUGAAAUGGUACGGGGAGGACCCCCUUUUUCCCUUAUCACCUAGCCCAGCCUUUGCCCUGCCUGGUGGUGCAUAACCACACUAGGAAAAAGCGUCAUCACCCCAGCCUGCUCCUGGGCAGGCUGUCUGAACAUGCUGCCCCUCAGGAUAGUCACAGUGAUAGCAUCUGCUCUAUGACAUCCGCAGUACCAGGAAUCGUGGAGACCGAAGAAAUGUUUGUGAGACCAUAACUUACAGAGUGAAGGCGACGGAGAGACCUAAGGGUAUAGAACCAAGACGUGAGGAGCAGAAUGCUGGCCUGUUGAGAGCUUCCUAGCUAGGAUGUGGACUCAUACUAGGAGAAAAUUGGGGGGUUCUGGGAAUUCUGGUUUUACAGGUGACCCAGUAGGAACAUGAGUGUUUUGAUCCAGCUCUGGUUGGCAUCUAGAGAAAAGGGAAAGGAGUCAGAGUCUCACCUUGAGGUGGUGCAGCCCCUUCCCUGAACAGGUUUAAGCACUUACAUGGUGUGCUGGAGGAGGAACUCCAGGUUUCACGUCGGACUGGGUAACGUGGAAAAUUCAUUCUUACUCAUUGAUUUACUGAGACACGGAGCUUACUAAUGAAAGAGAACCCCCGUGGGUUGGAAUGCUGCAGAUAGUCCCUCAGGUCCUUGUGCAAGGAGCUGUGGUCAGCAGGGUCCCAAGCUUUGGCAAGAAGUGAACACAGUUCAGAUACCAGUGAAGCAGGAGCCAUGAUGCUGAGUGAAAGGGAUGGGCAGGGCCGUGGCAGGAAGACAGAGGUAGAGGCUGUCUUAAUCUCGGCCCUGGUACAGACUAGGAGUUCAACCAGGGUGCAUUCUGGUCUCCUCUCCCUCCCAGUCCUCCACCAGGUAGAACUCCAGGCCAGCUCCGAGUUUGCCUGAGGUUCAAGAAUGGGUAAGUACAGUGGAUCAGUGGAAAAGGUUAAGUCCAACAGAAAGGUUUCAGGUUGUGGAGGAGCUUAGUCCAUCAAGGGCUCCUGAGAGAAGCUGUGCCCUUAAUUCAGCAGUUAAAGAUGUACCUGAGGGUGGGUUGUCAUUAGCAGAUGUGACAGGAGAGAGGAAAAGCCAGGAACAUGCUCAUCUGUCUGCCCUCUGGACUAAGAAGUAUUGUCACGUGAAUAGGCACCAUCCCACCAGAGUGGGUCCAGGGCUCGACUGUAACCAGGUUCACUCUGCUUACUAGGUUUUCAUUGUCACUGUGAGAUGAACCUCUGGUUCAGCUACAGACGUGAAAAUAAAUGGAAGUUGAUUGUCUAGAAAGCGAAA
Miniopterus natalensis is the source of this 4902-nucleotide messenger RNA. Lineage: Eukaryota; Metazoa; Chordata; Mammalia; Chiroptera; Miniopteridae. The record is from RefSeq and is a predicted model, not a curated record.